AGGGUAAACUGAACACCUACUGGUUGGUGGGCAAAGAUGGCUUUGACAAGGAGCUGCCUGAACCACCGCCAUUGAUAGGGGAUGACUCUCACGGGUUAGACUCUAUAAUGCGCUCUGUCAACAACGACCAAUUGGCAGCUCUAAACCCCGCCCUCGGAGAUGCUACUGCCAAAGCAAACUCCGCUCCAGACCUCGCUUCAGCCGAUAUCGUGGACGCACCGGUCCCAGAAGGGGGUGGCACCAACGGGCCCGGGACCCUCCCCUCCUCUACCAGCCACCCCGCCCACCUGGAUGAGCUCCACAAGGGCUCUUGUUCUCAGUCCGGUGUGAAAAACACAAGCAUAGUCACCGCGGACAUAAACAUUGUAGGCGGUGCCAAAUUCGAUGACGUCGGCUCGAGCAACGUCAGCAAAGAUGCCUCGGCGACCAAUGACAGCAGCGCGGGGGCGGGGCCAGACAACAGCUGUCAAUCACGCCACAGCGAGAGCAACGAUAGCGGCUUCGGCUCGGAGAGAAAACACUCGCAAGGGAAUGACGGGGGGUUCCACGCCUCCGCCAGUGCAGGUAACCAUAGUAACAGCGGAGGGGGCGGGGCCGCCGUUGCCGGCGGGGACAAUAAAGGCAAACGUCACAGCCAGCCCAGCAGCGGUAACACCCGCACGACCUCUGUGGUGUCUUCCUCUGACGUCACGCUGCAGAAUCACGUGAUGUCCACCGUGGAUCUUGGCGAUGACGUCUUGGCCCCAGUCACGGAAGUCUGAGGAUAUGAUAUGAUAUUUAUAUAUUUCAUGUAUAUACGUUAUAUUAUAUUAUAAACAUACAUGUUUACUGUGACAGCACUGGCAGUCUCGCGUCCAGCGAGCUCGUUCUGAAUGUGAAACCGAUACGAUUUUCAAAUAGAAGUUAAACUAUUUUGCUCGUGUGGUGUGACGUCAUACGACAUCAAACUCACAUAGAAGUAUGUCAUACGGGCGGCACGACAGCUGUGUGGAAAGAUUUGAACUUUGACUUGAACCAAAAUAAAACCCGCAGAAUAAUAAUUAUAACAACAACCACAAGAGAGGCGGUGGCCCUGGCAAAGAGCACGCUCUUCGGGGCUCCAAAUAUUUCCAGCGGAUAGGCUACGACACACCCAACAACAACAACAACAACAACAACAACAACCAACAACAACAACAACAGCAGCAGCAGCAGCAAGAACAGGGGUUGGAUUCGGUUUCGGGAAAGGUAGAUCUAUUAUAAUUGUGUUUUCUAGUAUGUUCCUUUUCUGCGGCGAUACACGUGUAUUAUGGUAUUUCACACAACCCGGGUUGAUCCUGACAAUCGGAUUCAAGGAGGCACGCCUUUAAGUUGUCUCAAAAUGUGUUUGAGGUAAGGGGGAGGAGGGAAGGUGACAAGGUGUCAUUAACAUCACACACCAUUUUAAUACUAGAUCUACGUCAUGUCAUAACAGAAGUAUAGAAAACAUUAACACUUACCUUGAUAAUAUCAUGACAGUGUCACUGAUUCCGCAUAUUAAUUGUGUCAAUGACUUUGUGUAUCAGAUGAUAUCUUGAUACGACUUUCAACUCAAUCAAAUCAAUCGAAGUGUGCACACACUGUUUGUUUGACCUGUGUUGUGGCUUCGCUCGUCAUCGUUGCUCGCAAAACAAUUUCAGGUGAACAUCUUUACUUGUCUGCAGGAUGUUACACCUCUCUCAGACUGAGUUGGGUUGAUUCUAAAAAACAAACAAACAGGGGUGAAGCAGCCUGCCCCCUCAGUGAUCUAAAUUGUGGGCGGAAAUGAUUGAUAAUCAUUAUGCUUAUCAGAUCAUAUUAUUGUUGCAGUUAACGGACGAAGUAGAAUAUGGUGCUGUUCUAACGAAAGGACGCUGGCUUUCUGAGAGAGAAAGAGGAGGGAGAAAGAGAGAGAGAGAGAGAGA
Molecule: messenger RNA, 1922 nt
Organism: Aplysia californica (California sea hare)
Lineage: Eukaryota; Metazoa; Mollusca; Gastropoda; Aplysiida; Aplysiidae
Product: dermokine-like
Exons: 3
Coding region: 108-761 (217 amino acids)
Source: RefSeq, a predicted model, not a curated record